UUCAGAAAAACUCUCAAAUGAUGAGUGACUAUAUAAAUAUGGAACAAACAUUAACGCAAUAUGCCAUAGAAAUCUGCAAGAGAGAGAGAACAUCAAAGAUUCUUUGCAUAAUACUCAGAAGCAUAAAUUUGAAAGGCAGAGCUGGAGGAUGAUGAUGAUGAUGGGUGAGCAUUUUGGUUGGGGCAAAGUAGCAGCAGAAGGAUGGAGAAAAGGGCCUUGGACUGCUGAAGAAGAUAGGCUGCUUAUGGAAUAUGUGAGAGUUCAUGGUGAAGGAAGGUGGAACUCCGUGGCUCACCUUGCAGGAUUAAGAAGGAAUGGGAAGAGUUGUAGGCUGCGAUGGGUAAACUACCUGAGGCCGGACCUAAAGAGAGGACAGAUAACCCCACAUGAAGAGAGCAUAAUUCUAGAGCUUCAUGCUAGAUGGGGUAACAGGUGGUCUACCAUUGCUAGAAGUUUGCCAGGAAGAACUGAUAACGAAAUCAAGAACUAUUGGAGGACCCAUUUCAAGAAAAAAGCAAAAGUAACUUCCAGCCGCAACGAAAAGCCUAAUGCUCGUUUUCUAAGAAAGCAUCAAUAUCAUCAACAGCAGCAGCAACAACAACAGUAUUGGGAACUCUUACGACAACAACAACAUCGAGAACUCCUAAGACAGCAGCAGCAACUGAACCGACAACCUGCUAUGAAAGCUGAACCUAUAAACAAUUCUCAGCCUCAAAUAAGGCAAGAAUCUUGUACUUGCAUAAUCAGUAGCUUCAAUCCCCAAAUAGAUCAUGACCAGCCAGGAAGCCUCUUGUUGUCUCUGCCUGAGGCAAUUUCGAUGGAGGACCAUCAAUUAUGGGAUGGAUUGCUGUGGAAUUUUGAGGAUUUUCACACCAAUCUCACACCAAAUUCUGCAUUUGGCAAAGCUAAUGUACACAAUCUAGUCGCACCCUUUUGUUAAAUAUUUAUAAAAAGAUAAUUAUGUUAACUUCGUGGAGUCUUCACUGUAAAAGUGCUGGAACGUGGUCCAAAUCUCACCUUAAAACUCUAUUUUGUGAACUAUUAUAUGCAAAUACACGAUAAGCUUAGUUAUGAUGUAUGCUUCUGGGUAAUAAAUAGGGCGACAUUUUUUUUUUAUCUAAUG
Messenger RNA from Cucumis melo (muskmelon), 1123 nucleotides. Its product is annotated as myb-related protein 305-like. Gene Ontology annotation, biological process: regulation of DNA-templated transcription. Gene Ontology annotation, molecular function: sequence-specific DNA binding; DNA-binding transcription factor activity. The record is from RefSeq and is a predicted model, not a curated record. Gene Ontology annotation, cellular component: nucleus. The transcript has 3 exons. Lineage: Eukaryota; Viridiplantae; Streptophyta; Magnoliopsida; Cucurbitales; Cucurbitaceae. Bases 149 to 940 code for a protein of 263 amino acids.